Messenger RNA from Cyprinus carpio (common carp), 3725 nucleotides. Its product is annotated as integrin alpha-X-like. The transcript is spliced from 30 exons. Gene Ontology annotation, biological process: integrin-mediated signaling pathway; cell-matrix adhesion; cell adhesion mediated by integrin. Bases 100 to 3576 code for a protein of 1158 amino acids. Lineage: Eukaryota; Metazoa; Chordata; Actinopteri; Cypriniformes; Cyprinidae. Gene Ontology annotation, molecular function: integrin binding. Gene Ontology annotation, cellular component: external side of plasma membrane; integrin complex. The record is from RefSeq and is a predicted model, not a curated record.
CUUUGUUUCACUUCAUUUUCACUGCGGAACUUACAUACAGUGAAUGUUUUUGGUUUCACUCAGAUAAUUCCUCUUUAUCCUCUAUAAUCUCCGUCGAAUAUGAAUAUUUAUCCAUUUAAAUCUGUCGUGGAUCCUAAACCAAUCCCAUGCUGUAUCUUUCAGCUAUGUCAAGCCUUUUUUUUAAACAUAUUUUUCGGAUUUCUCCUGCUGGCAUGUCAUUCGUUGGGGUUCAGUUUAGAGACACUGCAUCCAAGAGUUUUCACUGCGCCCGAGGUAGGCUCUCAUUUUGGCCAUCAGGUUUGUCAUUUUGGACCAACGCAAGGAGACAGUGUGUUAGUGACGGCACCUAACCUUCAUAAUGGAACUGGUGGUCUUUAUAGGUGUACUUACAGUGGUAAUCAGUGUAUGCUGCUCCCAGUGACAGUUGAUCCAGGCAUUGCGUUUGGUUUGGCUCUUGCCUGUGAUGAUGGUCAAGCUUUGGUAUGUGGUCCUCGUCUGAAGCAUAAAUGUGAGGGGUUUAACUAUCUUAAUGGCCAAUGUGUGGAGAUCAACCCACACUUCACUGCUGCUGAAACACUGAAGCCAGCUUUCCAGGAGUGUCAUGUUAUUCCCCCUCUGGAUGCAGUUAUUCUGUUUGAUGACUCUGGGAGUAUCACCUCAGAAAAUUUUGAAACAAUGAUCAGAUUCAUCAAGAACUUAAUUGCCAUGUUUUUGGAUACACGAGCACAGGUGGCAGUAGCCAAAUUCUCUACAAAAGUGUCGGCUGUCUUUCACUUUGAGAACUUUGCAGUGAAACGAGACCCCGACCAACUAAUGAAAGAUGUGACCCAGGCACAGGGACAUACAUACACGCCUUCUGCAAUACGUUUCGUGCUAGAAGAGAUGUUUUCUGAGAAGGUGGGCAUGCGAAGCAACUCUCAGAAGUUAUUGCUGGUGAUCACUGAUGGAAAAUCAAAUGACCCCAAAGAGGAAUUUAAGAAUGUCAUCCUGAAAGCCAAUGAACGAGACAUCACACGAUUUGCCAUUGGGGUUGGUAAGGAAUAUUCGUAUCCUGAGCUGGAGUUGAUCGCUUCAUCACCCCAGUUUGUGUUUGAGACAGAGAGUUUCAGUGCUCUCACCUUGAUACUAAACCAGCUAAAGAAAAAAAUAUUCUCCAUUGAAGGAAUUGGCACAGGGAACUUCAGCUCUUUUCAGAUGGAAUUAUCACAGGGGGGUUUCAGUGCAGCCCUUUCUGAGGUCAGCAACAUUUUCCAUGGUUCAAGGAUGUUUGGAGCGGUUGGGGCAUACUCCUGGUCAGGAGGAAUAGUGCAGGAUCUCACUCGUCAAAUGCUCAAUUCAUCAUUCAUUAAUGCCACAAAUAUGGAGGAGGACAUUAGAGAUUCCUAUUUAGGUUACUCAAUUGCUGUGGCUUCUGUAAAUGGUCAUGUUGUGUACUUUGCUGGAGCGCCAAGGCAUAGACACAAAGGUCUGGUGCUGGGAUUUACACAGAACGAUCAGAACCACAGUUGGACCAUCAGUCAUAGGAUAUACGGAUCACAGCUGGGCUCAUACUUUGGGGCAGAAUUGUGUGUGGUUGGUGUUUCUGAGUUGUUAGCAGUGGGAGCUCCAUUAUAUCACGCUCAUGGAGUGGGAGGAGAGGUCCGGAUAUGCCCACUUAACACUACAGUCCAAGAACUCAACUGUUCAGCGAUUCUCCGUGGGGUGGUGGGGAAUGAGUUUGGCCGGUUUGGUACUUCACUGGCAGCCAUACAGGACCUAAAUGGAGAUGGCUUUAAAGAACUGGCAGUGGGGGCACCUCAAGAAGAGAAGGGCAAGGGUGCCAUUUACAUAUUUUUGGGACAACCAGGCGGUAUCAGAACAGAAUAUAGCCAGAGAGUGAGUGGAGCAGCUGUGGAAGGUGGGCUGCAGUAUUUUGGAGUCGCUCUUCACUCUGCGGGAGAUCUGACCUCAGACGCUCUUACUGAUGUAAUAGUGGGCUCUAGAGGUGCAGUUACAGUACUAAGGUCUCAGCCUGUCAUGUGUUUGCCUAUAAAUGUCACUGUUGACCCACCAAUCAUCCAUCAGAAAUUCUUUCAUUGCUCCGCCCCCCUCGGUCUCAACACCCCUGUUGCCACAGUUACAAUCUGCAUGACUGUAAAAGAGAUUGUCAAGGGUGAUAUACAAGGUCCUUUAGGUUCUGUGGUGUCAGUGGCUCUGGAGCUAAAGCUGGACCCUUGGGCCAGAGCUCCUCGACUGUUAUUUGUUCCCAGAUCAGCCUCAUUUCUCUGGACCCUCAACGGCAACCUGAGCAGCAUAUCUCCUGUCUGCACUACUCUGUACAUCAGCAUCCCGGAGUGUAUUUCAGACUACCAUGAAGUCCCUCUCACUGGGAAAAUGAAAGUAACAACAGAAGUUAUUCCAGGAACAGGAGGCUUAAGUCCAGUGCUGAGCCCUGACUGCUGGCCUGGAUUUACAGAAAUGGUGGUUCUGGAGAAAGUGUGCGGGGAAGAUCAUGUGUGUAUAUCGGAUUUAAAUGUGUCUCUCUCUUUUAUGAGUGAUACUGUGGUGAGUACUGCUGGUUACCCAGUGAUUCUCUCAGUGGAGGUAUCCAAUAAUGGAGAAGAUUCCACGGAUACAGAGCUUUUCCUUCAUCAUCCCACCAUCCUCUCCUUCACCCGCAUCAAAACAUCUAGUGUACAGGUUCGGUGUGAGUCCAGCCACAUAGAGCUCUCAAACGUUACACGCACAGCAUGCAAGCUUGGGGCAACAGUUUUCCGCCAGAGAACAAAGACCACACUAUUGAUGUCAUUCAUGAUGUUUACAUCCUUUGCUGUGAAUGAGCGCCUGAUUGUCAAUGCAUCAGUCACAAGUAAGAAUGAGAACAAUAACACAACCCAAGAUAAUUGUGCAACUACAUCUGUGGUAGUUAAACUUCCUGUUAAUGUUGUGCUAAAUGAUGGAGGAUCAACUCGGUUUGUUGAAUAUCCUAACAGUGCACAACUUGAGCAUGUGUAUAUGGUGGAGAACAUUGGAAAACUGCCUGUACCUGUGAAUGUUUCCUUUUUGUUUCCAGUGAAGAUGGCUUUAGGAUUCUCAUUGAGUGUGUCUGUUCCUGAAACAAAUGGAACCAGUACGACUUGUGAAAACCAAGUUUCCUCCACAAAUGGCAAAAUCUCCAUUCUGACACAUCAGCAUUGCAGUGCUUCUAUGUGUCAUCUCAUUGUUUGCUCUAUCCCGCUGUUGACUGAUCAACCAAUCAGAUUCGGGUUUACUAGGAAUAUCAGUUCAGACAAGCAGGGAUCUGGUUUGCAGGUUAGGAUCAUCAGCUGGGCGUUUCUCUCAUUUGACACUGAGAGGUACAUCCAGUAUCCCUCUGAUGACUCUCAACAGCUCUCUAUUGUGACAGAGUUGGAGGUCCCGUCUCAGGCUCUCGCAGUACUUAUUGCCUCACUGUCGGUCAUUUUUGGACUCAUCGCUAUGACGAUCAUCUUUGUGCUGCUGUAUAAAAAGGGCUUUUUCAAAGCAACUUCUACUGAUGACCAAGACAACCCAGUGUCACCAUCUGCUGGUGAAGCUGAUUUGACUACAGUCCAGUAGGCCUACAGCAGUGACCAAACUACAGCAGGACAACCUGGACAGAUGAAUGAAGAGAAAUCAACCCUGUAGUUCACUUUUUCCCCCAUUUACAAAAAGCAAAAAAACUAAUAUAGAAUAAUAAAGAAUAUGUAAGUUUUAUGCGAGAUCAA